This is a messenger RNA of Penicillium angulare, 1074 nucleotides long. RefSeq lists its product as uncharacterized. Lineage: Eukaryota; Fungi; Ascomycota; Eurotiomycetes; Eurotiales; Aspergillaceae. Bases 1 to 1074 code for a protein of 357 amino acids. The transcript has 5 exons. The record is from RefSeq and is a predicted model, not a curated record.
AUGGACUAUGAACCCCCUUAUGCCAUCUCUCCAGUGGACCGAACUGGGUUGAUUGUUAUUGUCGAGACGCUCUUCAUGUCAUGGAUGAUUAUAGUGAGCUUGAUCCGCCUGUAUAUGCGCUUGGCCAUCAACGGGCCAGUGCAGCUUGAUGAUCUGAUGGUGUUUAUCGGAAGUGCAUUGGCUGUUGUCCAUGUAGGUGUUAUCAUGGAUGCAGUCGAUCAUGGUCUUGGUCAAACGCAUGAACGAAACUCGCCUUCGAGACUGAAGCAUGCUGGAGAGGGUUUUCAUGCAGCAAGUCUUGUAUUUAUUGCUGGGUACGGCGCUGCUAAACUCUCUGUAUGCCUGCUUCUGAAGCGGCUGGGUCGACAGACAUGGUACUUGUGGUACUCCAAGCUCCUGGUGGGCGUGGUCGCACUUUGGACAGUAACAUCAUUUUUGGCCGUCGCUCUCAGUUGUCAUCCACAAUACUCAUUGAAAUCAUCGGACAUAUCUCAGCAUUGCAGUAACCUCGGCACCACUUGGAAGGUCAUCACAGCGUUUGAUGUCAUUACAGAAGUACUCACUUUUGGGCUGAGUAUCAUACUAGUCUGGGGUAUUCAAAUGAGGUGGAAGGAAAAAGGAAUGGUUGUUUUUGCAUUUGGAACUAGGACCCCCAUGAUCAUCCUGAUUAUCCUCCGACAAACCUAUCUCAACAGAUCGCUCUACCACCCAGACACGUCUUUGAACAUAUCCAGCGCCGUAAUAACUACCGCCGUCCUCUUCCACACCAGCAUUAUGGUCGCUACUGUGCCAUGUCUCAAACCCUUCCUUAUUUCUUUCAACACAGGUUGGGGACAAGGUGUAACAAACAGUAAUGGCGAACCUUCAUACUUCACGCCUACUGGUCAAACCGGAUCAACCAAUCAAUCUCGAGUCUAUACGGGCCGAGUCGACAAUGGUGAGGUCGAUCUGACUGCGCCUCGCUCAUCACAGGAUAGUCAUAACUCCCGAAAGCUGAUUAUACACGAGACAAGAGAGUGGACGGUGGAAGAGGAGUAUGAGAUGCAUCCGAUGAAGGAUCGAAUUCAGAUAUAA